Molecule: messenger RNA, 531 nt
Organism: Tripterygium wilfordii
Lineage: Eukaryota; Viridiplantae; Streptophyta; Magnoliopsida; Celastrales; Celastraceae
Exons: 2
Coding region: 33-437 (134 amino acids)
Source: RefSeq, a predicted model, not a curated record
AAAAGAAGGAUUUGCCGAAUCAUCAGCUGCAGAUGAUCAUGAUGGAGAGUCCGGAUUAUUCGCCCCCACACAUGGACCCAUCACGGCCGUCCCUUGGUUUCCCUCUCGGCACUGCGCUUCUCUUGAUCGUUAUCUUCAGCUUGAGCGGAAUCAUCUCCUGUUGUUAUCACUGGGACAAGCUCAGGUCCCUCCGCGGAUCAUUCCUCGACGUAGACGGCAUGGUCGAUCCCGAAUCUGGCAUCGAACCAGCUUCGAAUUCAAACAGGGAUUUGAAGCAGAACAAGAGCCAGAGCUUACCUGUGCUAAUGCCGGGAGAUCAGGUUCCGAAGUUUAUUGCAUUGCCUUGUCCACGUGAGCCGCCGGCGCCGGAGAAGGUUCUCUUUAAGGUCGAGAAGCCACUAAAGCCGCCACUAUUGGCGGUGCCUUUAUACAUAUAAAGGCCAAUUCUAUUAAAUGCUCUGUUUUGCCCCUUUUUUUGGGGGUUUUCAAUUUAAAGGGAGGAAAAAAAAGAUUUUAUUAUCUCGCACCUAA